This is a messenger RNA of Musca domestica (house fly), 1669 nucleotides long. RefSeq names its product probable cytochrome P450 6a21. Gene Ontology annotation, molecular function: iron ion binding; oxidoreductase activity, acting on paired donors, with incorporation or reduction of molecular oxygen; monooxygenase activity. NCBI's taxonomy places the organism in Eukaryota, Metazoa, Arthropoda, Insecta, Diptera, Muscidae. The transcript has 2 exons. The record is from RefSeq and is a predicted model, not a curated record. The coding region runs from base 147 to 1658 and encodes 503 amino acids.
AACGUCUAGUCGAGGUUAUCAGGCGGUGGGACAUAGACGCCGUUGUAUUGACAAACCAAAAAAAAAAAACUUGCAACCAACCACUUCAAACUUUUCGGAAUCCAAGCAACUUGCGAACGAGAGAGAGAGAGAGAAAAAACAAAACAAUGUGGGAAUUAGUUCUCCUAUCUCUGGUGCUCCUCAUUGCCUUGACAAUACGACACAUCCGAGAGCACUACAAAUAUUGGCAACAUCUGGGCAUUCCAUGUGGAGAGACAAGUUGGAUAUUUGGCAGUAUGGUGGGAGUGGUUACCAAACGUUCCUUUUUUGAACUCUGGCUGGAGUAUUACAACCGCUUCAAGGGCAGCGGCCCCUUUACCGGUUUCUUUUGGUUUUUCAAGCAGGCCGUAUUCGUCAUGGAUCCUUGGCUGAUUAAGCAAAUUCUCAUCAAGGAUUUUGACAAGUUCAUGGAUCGUGGUUUGUUCUACAAUGAAGUUGAUGACCCCUUGUCGGCCCAUUUGUUUUCCAUGCAUGGCCAGAAGUGGAGAAAUUUGAGGAACAAAUUAUCGCCCACCUUUACUUCCGGGAAAAUGAGAACCAUGUUCCCGACCGUGGUCCAAGUGGGUCAUGAGUUACUCGAUGUGCUGGGCGAGGAUAUAGAGAAGAGUGACGAAAUUGAAAUACGUAGUUUGAUGGCCCGCUAUACCACCGAUGUAAUUGGCUAUUGUGCCUUUGGCAUUGAAUGCUGCAGUCUCAAGGAUCCCCAACAGCUGUUCUACAUCAUGAGCAAACGGGCCCUGCUGGAAAACAAUUUGGGUAGCCUGGGGGUGGCUUUUCGUGGCAGUUUCCCCAAGUUGGCGCGGCGUCUACACAUGAAAGACACCGUGGCCGAUGUGGAGAAUUUCUUCCUGGGCACGGUACGAGAAACCGUGCGCUAUCGCGAAGAGAACUCCAUUCAGCGCAGCGAUUUUAUGAAUUUGCUGCUGGAACUGAAAAAUAAUCGCGUGAUUAAGAAUGAGACGGGAGAUGAGUUUGUCAAUUUGACAUUCAAUGAAAUUGCGGCUCAGGCAUUUUUGUUUUUGGUAGCUGGGUCAGAGACCUCAUCGAAUACCAUGGUGUUUGCCCUGUAUGAGUUGGCUUUGCAUCAGGAGGUCCAGGACAGGGCUCGAGCUGAGGUGCAAAGGAUUUUCGAAGCAUGCAACGGGGAGAUGGUGUAUGAAACGAUGUCACAAAUGAAGUAUUUGAAGCAGGUCAUUGAUGAAACCCUUCGCCUACACACCCCUCUGCCCGUCUUGAAUCGCCACGCCCUCGAAGAUUAUCCUGUUCCCGGUCAUCCGAAAUAUGUGAUACGAAAAGAUAUGCCCGUCAUAAUCCCCGCCAUUUGCCUGCAUCGUGAUGAACAGUAUUAUCCCAAUCCCGACGUUUUUAAUCCGGACAAUUUCACCCCUGAACAAGUGGCUCUACGAGAUCCAGUACUCUAUCUCCCUUUUGGGGAUGGGCCAAGAAAUUGCAUUGGCCUACGAUUUGCUAAAAUGCAAAUGAUGGUGGGCCUUAGUUUACUUUUGAGUAAAUUUAAAUUUACCAUCUGCGAAAGGACACCGGUGCCCAUGAAAUAUGAUAAGGAGAAUUUUAUGUUGACACCGGAAAAGGAUUUGUAUCUGAAGGUGUCAAGGAUAUGAGAGCAUUUUUU